Messenger RNA from Carcharodon carcharias (great white shark), 1377 nucleotides. RefSeq names its product growth hormone-releasing hormone receptor-like. Gene Ontology annotation, molecular function: peptide hormone binding; G protein-coupled peptide receptor activity; growth factor binding. Gene Ontology annotation, biological process: cell surface receptor signaling pathway; adenylate cyclase-activating G protein-coupled receptor signaling pathway; positive regulation of cell population proliferation. NCBI's taxonomy places the organism in Eukaryota, Metazoa, Chordata, Chondrichthyes, Lamniformes, Lamnidae. Gene Ontology annotation, cellular component: plasma membrane. The coding region runs from base 1 to 1377 and encodes 458 amino acids. The record is from RefSeq and is a predicted model, not a curated record. The transcript is spliced from 15 exons.
AUGUGUCCAAUGCCGGGCGGCAGCCAGUGUGAGAUCACAUUCCCAACGCGAUGGCGUCCAGGAGCAGACUCCACAUCCGCGGCCCUGGGUAAGCUGCAUCCUGAAUGUGAAAUUCUAAACGAGAUAAAGAGAGACAAAGUACAAUGUUUACAAAGCAUUAAAGAGCUUCCUAACAGCAAUAGCGAGGCACAGCUUCAAAAGAUUCUCAGUGAGCACCUGCAUCCCUAUGAGCUUGGUAUUUUGCUGAUGUUUUCAAGGUUCUCCCUGAAGGAUCUGGCUAUGAUUCAUGGGUUGCACAAUGAACUAAUUCCUAAAGUACCAGGCUUUGGCAUUAAUGCCCUAUACGCCGAUGUGCUGCUGAAGGUCUUGUGGGUAUUAUCCCUGCCUUUGAGCCGCAAGCUCUGCGUUCGAGUCCAGCCCCAGGACAUGAUGGCCAAGGAAGUUGUGGACCAGCUCCUUCCCAUCUCUGGGAUCUCCUCCAGCUCACAACCCCCUGAGGUGUCGUACUACGGAAUAAUACGGAUAAUCUACUCUGUGGGUUACAGCCUGUCACUGGUCAUCCUUUCAGUCGCUGUGGUCAUCUUGUCAGUCAUUCGGAGGCUACACUGUACCAGGAAUUAUAUCCACAUCCAGCUGUUUAUCACCUUCAUUCUUCGGAGUUUGUCGGUCUUUAUUAAGGACGCGGUUCUCUUCGGCGACGCUGACGUUGACCACUGCACCUUUUCCACGGUGGGGUGUAAGAUAUCUGUGGUGUUCUGCUACUUUUGUAUGAUGACAAAUUACUUCUGGCUGCUGGUGGAGGCUCUGUAUCUCAACUGUUUGCUGAUAGUCUCCUUCUCCUAUGGCAAAAGUUACUUCUGGUGGUGGAGUAUCCUGGGAUGGGGUGUUCCCACUGUAUGUACCAUUGUCUGGGUGAUUACAAAACUUCUAUUUGAAAACACAGAGUGUUGGGAUAUUAUUGAAGACUCUCCAUACUGGUGGAUAAUCAAAGGACCAAUUGUGGUUUCUGUUGCGGUCAAUUUUGUACUUUUUAUUAACAUCAUCCGGAUCCUGAUCCAAAAGUUGAUCCCCAACGAGAUCCACACAGCUAACUUCGCUCAGUACAGGCGACUGACCAAGUCGACCCUGCUCCUGGUCCCUCUGUUUGGCGUGCACUACAUCGUGUGUGCUUUCCCUCCUGAUGGCGCCGUGUUGGCAACCAGGCUGUAUCUCGACCUCUGCAUCGGCUCUUUUCAGGGUUUUAUCGUGGGAGUGUUGUACUGCUUUCUGAACCAGGAGGUACAGACUGAAAUACACAGAAGAUGGCUGCGGAAGAGACUGAAUAGUUAUGGGGCUGUGCCAGUCAUGGGGAAAAGCCAUAUGGACACUUGUUGUUGA